CUGGGGGUCCGUGUCUCUCUGCUGACACCCCCCCUCCCCGCAGUGCUGCGAUGCUGCUGGCCGGGCUGGCCGUGGCGCUGGCCCUGCUGCUCUGGGCCUGGCACCGCCGCCCGGGGGGCGCAGGAUCCUGGGGGCUCGUUCUCCGGCACUGGCUGGCACUGCGGGUGCUGGGCUGGGCCGCGGGCUGGCAGCGCUGGCACCUGGAGCAGGCGUCCCAGGACGUGCGGCAGAGCCAGGAGCGCCUCCUGCUGCGGCUGCUGGGGGGAGCCAGGGCUGCGGAGCCAGGCUCGGCCGCGUUCCGGGCGCGUUGCCCCCUGGCAGAGCGCGGCUCCAACGGGGGCAAGACCCCUGCCCACCCGGCACUGCCGACGGGGCCCUGGGCUCUGCUUCGGAGCAGCUGCACCGCGGACUCCCCCCUGCAGGGGCCCGUGUUGUACCUGGACGUCCUGAGCAGAGUCUUCCCGGAGGCCCUGAGCCCGCGGGGCACUGCCCGCUUCUCCUGGGCCGGGGGCUGCUCCCAGCCUGCCGCAGCCUGGGCACUGCCCAUCCUGUACAGCACUCCAGAGGAGGCAGGCACGGUGCCCUCGCACACUGCAGCCCUGUACGUGCAGCUGCUGUUUGCCCUGCGGGAGCGGGCGCUGCGGGCGCUGGAGGCCGGGCUGGUCUCGGAGCUGUAUGAUGCCCUGGGUGUGCUGCGCGCCGGCUGGGAGGGCCUGGCGCAGGACCUGGCCUCGGGGAGGCUGAGUCCCCACCUGGAGCUGCCUGAGGGGACCCGGCGCCGGCUGGAGCAGCUGCUGGCUCCGGACGCAGCGCGGGCGGCGGAGCUGAGGGCAGAGUGCACCAGGGGCUGGGACGGCGUCGCCCGGCGCCUGUGGCCGCGGCUCCAGGUGGUGGUGGUGGCAGAGCCCAGCAGUGAGCAGCUCUAUGGGGAGGCCCUGCGGGAGCUGGAGUGCCAGGGCCUCCCCUUCUACUGCCCCUUCUACAGCGCCGCAGGAGCUCUGCUCGGGGUGAACCUGUGGCCGGAGCAGCCCGACUCCCGCUACCUGCUGUGCCCAGGCUGGGCUUUCUGCGAGUUCCUGCCGGCGGGGCCGGGCGCUGAGGGGCCCCCGGAGACCGUGCUGCUGGCGGACGUGCAGGAGGGCCAGGAGUAUGAGCUGGUGCUGACGGACCAGGCUGGAUUGUCCAGGUGCCGCGUCGGGGAGGUGCUGAAGGUGGCGGAAUUCCACAACCAGUGCCCCGUGGUGCGGCCCGUGCGCAGGCUGAGCCAGACCCUGAGCGUGCGUGGGGAAGGCGUCCCUGAGGAGCGCUUCUACCGGAGCCUGUGCCGUGCUGUGGCCAUGUGGCCAGGAGCCCGGCUGGUCGACUACGUCUGCGCAGAGAGCAGCCUUCUGGGUGCCUCCUCCGGGGUCUGCGCUCCCCAUUACCAGGUGUUCGUGGAGCUGCGGGGCCUGCGUGAUCUGUCGGAGGCGCAGCGCUAUAAGCUCGAUCAGUGUCUCCAGGAGGAUUUUCCUGUCUACAAAACCUUCCGCUUUAAGGGCAGCAUUGGGUCGGUGCGGCUGCACCUGGUGGCGGCUGGGGCCUUCAGGGAGCUACGGGAUGCUGCGGGCUCCCCAGGCCCCAUGGCCAGAGUCCUGAGGGAGAAGCGCCUGCUGCACUUCAUCCAGAGCAGAGUCGUCUCAUGAGGCCGGCCAGCCUUGCGGUGCCGUUGGCCCAGCGUGCCCUCGCUCGGGCUCUGUGCUUGUGCUGCUGCUUGCAGGGGGGUCCCUGGUGUGGGGGCUGUGGGGCAGGAGGCUGAGGAGGUCCCGUGGCUAGGGUGGGGGCGGCUCCCUGUUGGGCAGAGGCUGCGCACAGAGCUGGUGGGAGGCAUGCACAGCGUUUCAUGGUGCUACCGCAGGCUGGGGUGCCCUGUUGGUGCGCUGCAUCCUACGUGGCCUCCCCGCCACAGAGCCUGCUGAGGGGAGCAGCGGGCCCCCGCCUGCAGCCCAAGGGCAUGGGGCAGAGUGGAGAAGUUGCCUGACCCCUCCCCUGAGGCCUGCCAGCUCCCUGCGUUCGGGGCCAGACCUGCUGGCCAAGCUGCCCCAAGCAUGGCCCUGUCGGGAGCCGCUUGUCCACCAGAUGGCGCCAGCCUCAAGUUCACCUGCCAACGUGGUGCCAGGUGCUGGCUGGUUGGAGACCCAGCCCCCGGCGUGGGGAGGAGCAGAGCUGGUGCCCAGGUGGGGAAGGAGGUUUGCCCGGGGCAGGGGGUUGAAGAGAAUGAGGCGGCUAGUGAGAUCAGGGCUGAUCGCUAAAGGGAAGCACCUGCCCCAUCCCCACAGCCCCACAGGGCAGGGCUGGUCUCCCCGUGGCACAGCUUGGGGGCUGUGGGGCAGAGCCAGGAAUCGAACUCCGGAUAAGGCUCUGAGCAUUGCACCCUACUUCCUCCAUCAGCAGAGUUUGCUCCUGCCGUCUCCUCCCUGGCAGCAUGAGGGCUGGCUGGCUGGCUGCAGAGGGAGCUGCCCCCUGGCUGGAAUUUCUCCUCUCCCUUGGCUUCGUGACUGUGAUCCUCCCUGACACAUUUAUCUCCAGGCGCUCUGCUUGUGCCGUUUGCCCCAGGCUCUGCCUCUGCAGCACCCCUGGAAUGCAGCCACCUCUGGGGUGGAAGGUGGCGGCUGCAGAAGGGAGGCCAAAGACAUGGGGCAAUCUCUGAUCUUCUACGGGGAACCACCCCUGGAUCCUGGGGCUUGCACAGCACUCACAAGCCCUUGGUUUGCAGGGCUGGGAACCAAAUCACUCUGCUCCAUGGAGCUGAGCUGGGCCUGGUGGGAGCUGCAGGGCAGGUAUGGAUGUCUCACCUGGUGCUUACUAACCUGGCCCCUGGCUUGAAGCUCCGAGCUAUGGUGUCCCAGCACCUGGGUCACGCAGUGUCGGAUCUGCUCGCAAACAGCAAAUCCUGCGCUUGUGCGGCCCUGCAAGGCAGGGGCUGGGGCUGGCACUUGGGAAGCUGAGAUUUCCGGCAGCCCGUAAGCUGCUCUGCAGCAUGUGCCCUCUGGUUUAUGAAACAAUGAGCUGGGGGUUGGGGGGGCUGCUUUUAAUGUUUCAAAAAGCAAAAUAAAGACGGAUAAUCUCUGAACACAA
Gopherus flavomarginatus (Mexican gopher tortoise) is the source of this 3114-nucleotide messenger RNA. RefSeq names its product GH3 domain containing (gene GHDC). Lineage: Eukaryota; Metazoa; Chordata; Testudines; Testudinidae. Gene Ontology annotation, cellular component: cytoplasm. The coding region runs from base 51 to 1682 and encodes 543 amino acids. The record is from RefSeq and is a predicted model, not a curated record. The transcript has 8 exons. Gene Ontology annotation, molecular function: acid-amino acid ligase activity.